Mytilus trossulus (common blue mussel) is the source of this 4909-nucleotide messenger RNA. RefSeq names its product choline/ethanolamine kinase-like. Bases 128 to 1606 code for a protein of 492 amino acids. NCBI's taxonomy places the organism in Eukaryota, Metazoa, Mollusca, Bivalvia, Mytilida, Mytilidae. The transcript has 12 exons. Gene Ontology annotation, biological process: phosphatidylethanolamine biosynthetic process; CDP-choline pathway. Gene Ontology annotation, molecular function: ethanolamine kinase activity; choline kinase activity. The record is from RefSeq and is a predicted model, not a curated record. Gene Ontology annotation, cellular component: cytoplasm.
AACCUCUAUUUUAAUACAUGUACAUGAUACAUAGUUUUCUAUUAAUAAAACAUUUUGCUGUGUGGUUUAAAAGUUAUAAAGUUAACUAAACUGCAAUAGAGACAAUACUCUAUGGACAACAAUCUCAAUGGCACAACGCAAAGUUCUAUCUAGUGUGGAUAGAAUGAUAUUCUGUCAACAACUUCGACAGGAUUAUGUUUUUGGUUAUUCCUUGUAUGGGAUGGUUAUAAGAAGAAAACACAAACACAGUUAUCAAAGUAGAGCCCAUACUCCGCCGAUACAACAACUUAGUAUGACAAGAUAUCAGAGUUUCGGUGGAGUUGACCAAGCUGUCAAAACUAAACAGGCGACGGAAGACGGACGCCAGAUGAUGACAAUAGGUCAACUGGACAUUUGGACCAGAUAUGGUCCACAAAUAUUGACUAAGUUCAUGGAUAAAGUCCAACGUGUCAUAUAUAUCGUUUGUGAACUUUGGCGUGGUGGAAUGUGUGAAAAAAUGAACGUAGAAGAACAUUUAGAGAGAGAAAAUAAAGAAUUGAUUUUAUAUCAGACUCAUAAAGACCAAGGCUACCAAUGGUGUCGUGAAUUUCUUGGUGGAUCGUGGUCAACUAUCAAAAAAGAAGAUUUUAUAUUCACCACAUUAGGAGGUGGAUUAACAAAUCUUCUGUACACGUGUGAAUUAUCUGAUAAUAUACAAACUCAAAACAAUGAACCAAGAACUGUUUUGUUGCGAGUGUAUGGAGAUAUUGCUAAAGACUUGAAAUUUCUUGUUCAGAACUCAGUGGUGUUUUGUUUACUGUCAGAGAAACAAUUGGGACCAAAAUGUUAUGGAUUGUAUCCAAAUGGAAGAAUAGAAGAAUAUAUUCCAACAAAGAGUUUGACAAGGAAAGAUUUACACAAACCAGAGAUAUCCAGCAUGAUAGCAAGAAAAUUGGCUGUCAUUCAUAAUCUGCAUAUGCCUUUAUGUAAAGAACCAAGAUUUCUUGGAGAACUCACUAGACAUUGGUUAGCUGAAGCUAAGAACAACACCCGACCAGAUGAUACUGAUCCUAACAUACAAAAGAUAACAUCCUAUGAUUUAGACGCAGAGUUAUCAUGGUUAUUGAAGAAGAUUGAAGAUUUGAAAUCACCAGUUGUAUUUUCACACAAUGAUUUACAAGAAGGGAACCUUUUAUAUAUGAAAGAUUGUAAAGACCCAGAAAAGCAGCUGACUGUCAUAGAUCUUGAGUAUUGCAGUUAUAACUAUAGAGGGUUCGAUUUUGGUAAUCACUUUUGUGAGUGGUGCUUAGACUAUCAAAGCGAACAAGAAAUGCCUUAUUAUUCUUACCAUGAAGAAUCUUACCCGUCUAAACAACAACAAUUCCAUUUCUUCAGGGCCUACUUAGAUGCUAAGAAUGAGGCAUGUACAGAUGAAGUACUAGAGACGCUAUACAGAGAGGCUAAUACAUGUGCCUUAGCUUCACAUCUUAUGUGGUUAGUCUGGUCAAUUGUCCAGAGAGACAAGUCAGAUAUUCAGUUUGGUUAUUUGGAAUAUGCUGUUUGUCGAUUAGAGGCCUACUUCAGAUUGAAAAAGGAAUUGUUUCCUGAUGAGACAGAAAAGGUGUAAUGUGUCUUCACAGUUGUAAUAAUCCAUGUUGAAUUCCUGUCUAUAUCAGUCCCAGCAGAAUGGAGAGUGGUGUAGGGGAGAUAACCUGUGAAAAAAUACCAGACGAUUUUGAUUUGCUCAAGGUGCUAUUGUCAUUGUCAUGCCUUUUCUCUUAUUUGCUGUGAUGAUGCUAAAAUUCAUAUCGUAAUACCAUUAUGAUUUGUUUUAUUAGGAAUACAUUACAGUAAUAAGUUAUAGGCUAUUAUGGAAGUGAAGAACUAUGUGUUCAGUUGUAUGUUAUUUUAAAUUCAGUCAUUUUAAUUUGAUGUGUUUGUUUAGUUAAAACUAAGUUGAGUUGUUUUGAAUUUAUUUUCUCAUUUUGUAUUCAAUUUUGAAAAGAUUUUUUUUUUAACUGUAGGUUCUCAAUAUCAAGAAAGUAUUUUUUGUUAUCUGUCAGUAAGGAAGACUGAUGCCUCUUUAAGGCAGUCAUACUGGUUAUGACAACUUGCUUUAAGUAUGUCAGUAUUACCCAUACAAAUAGGUCAAUGUCUCUAGUCUUUUAUUCCCAGAAAUUUAAAAGAUAAAUAAAUAAAACGUGCCAAAGAAGUUACCAAUUUCUAUCUAAUGAUUUUGUAUUCUACUCUGAUGUUAAAACAGUAUCAUGGUUAAAACACCUAUUUGUUAUAAAUUAAGUUUGUUGCUAGAAAAUUAUUGAAUAGAUUUAGAAUGAAUAUACAUUUAAUUUUCUACAAAUUGGAAUGUUAGAAAAUUCAAUUUUUUUCACAUAAGCAGCUAUUAUCUGUCUGAUUCUGAGUUUGUUGUAACAUAUUACUUAUAUAAUGUACAUUGUAUUGUUUAUACAGAGAAUUUUCUGAGUUUGUUGUAACAUGUUACUUAUAUAAUGUACAUUGUAUUGUUUAAACAGAGUAUUUAUCAUUGGUAAUAGGGUAUAUAUUACAUUUUGACUGCUUGCUAUUAUAUGUGACUGUCAUGAGUCCCAGUAAAAAUGGUUGAGAAUAAGUAAAAACUGUUUUCAAUGUAUUUUACAUAAUACAAAUCUUGUGUCUUAGCUUUUGCCUGCAAGGAUAUAUGACUAGCUACUUUUUGUUCUGGUAAUUAUAAAAUCAGCCAAUGAAACUUCUUCUUAAAUGUUUUUGAAGAUGUGCAUUAUAACAGCAAACGAGAGGAUCUCAAAAGGUCUUUAAAAUAGAACGUCAAACUGGUUGUUUUCAUAUCCUUGUAAACUUAGCAUGGACCUGUAUUCCAAUCUGAUUGUAUUGUUUGAAAAAUAGAUGAAAAAUUGAAAAUUGUACAUAUAUGUACUAUAACUUUUUGAAAAUUUGUUAUACCAAAUCAAAUAUGAUGUAAAUUGUCUUAAUUAAUUUGCCAAUAUUUUAUUCAUAUCAUAAACAUUUGAUACAUUUGAAUUUGCUUUAAAGUCAUUUUGUUAAGUAUUAAAAAGUCCCUUCAUUUUCUAACAUUUUAUUUAUUUGUAGAGUAUUAAAAUGUUGAUACAUGUUUCAAAAUUGACUGCUUUAAUAUGAUUUGUAUUAUUGCUACAAAGUCCCAGAUAUACGUUAAGCUUUAAUUAAUUACUAUUUAUAUCUGUUGUGUAGCAUGUGCUUUAUUGCGUUUAUUUUUACACUGCCAGAAUCAUGUAUAAUAAUUGACCAAAGACAUUACACUGGAAUACAAUUCUCAUUUAUUUAUAUUGUAUUUAUGGAAAGUUUUUUGCAUUAUUCUUUGAGAAAAAGAUAUGUAUUAUAUGUAUAUGUGUAAGUUAAAGACAUCAGGAAAUAAUUUCAGUGACUGAGAACAUUGUUUCUGCAUUACUACUUCAAAAAAUUUUAAGAGAUUUUUCAAAUAUGAAUUCAACAGCAUUAUGUUCCUAAGUAUUAUUUUAAGCUUACAUAGUGAUAUUGUGUGUGUAUAUAUAUCUUUAUGUUAAUCAUGUGUAAACAAUUGUUGUAGAUUUUAAUUUUAAUAUCUAUUUUUAUGUUUUUUUUGUGUUAAUUUUUUUUAGCUUUAUACACAUUGAUAUGCCCAACACAAUAGUUAAAUGAAUAGAAACUGAAUAGUGGGAAAGGGGAGUAUAGGUAUAAAAUUAUCCAUAUAUAUAUUUUUUUUAAUACCUUAGAUCUUAUGCAUAAUUUAGCCUGAUCUGACUUAGGGUAAUGUUUAUGUUCGGAAGAAAACAGAAGUUGAAAUCUUUAAUUUUGUUAUCCUUCCUGUUUGAAAAAAGUGCCUCAAUGGAGAAAAAUAUUUUUUGUAUUUUAUGUUGAAUACAUACAUCAAUGUAGCAUUCAAUAAGUCAAAAUGAAUUUACAUUUUUUUUGUUUUUAAACCUUUUGAUAGGGACCAACUCACAUCUUACAUAUACAUUUUGUUUUUAUUUUUCACAAACAAAUGUUAGGUAAAAGUGGGUUUUUUUUGCCCAGCCUUUGGUUGCAGUUUUAUAAAACAUUAAUGGUAAAAUGGGUAAAAUAACUAUAUAAGAAUAAAUGAAUUUGAUACUCUAUUUUAUAUCUUAUAUGCAUAAUAUUCCUUCAUAGUGAGUAUACAUACAUCAUGUAUUAUGUCAUUUUAAAAAGGUAAAGGGGGUUUCGUCCUGAUUUUCCAAAAAAUAUAAUAUCAAUGAAAUUUUAAGUAAGUUCCAGCAACAUGAUAUAAUAAAAUCCCUAAUUCCUAAAUUACUGAUUAUUUUAUGGGCUAUUCCUGAAUUUAUCACACAAAUUAUACAGCUUGAUCUUGAGUUCCAAAAAAAGUUCUUUAGCCCCUCCAAUCAGAUGAGAUAGUUUGUUGACCUACCUUGAGCAUCCAUAUUUAUGUCUGUCCAUUUGUUGGAUGUUGAAUGUACAUGAUAAUUAAAUGAUUAAUGAGUCCUAAAAUACAUUAGUGGAAAAGUCCUUUGCACUUUUUAUAAUAAACCUUUAUUGAAUACUAGUCGAAGGAAUAACAUUUGCGUUCCUGUAAAUUAUAUUGCUUCUUUUGUGACCAUUAUUUUCAUUAUUUUGUAAGCAAUCAUUGAUGAUUUAUUUUGGUGUGUUGUCAUGUUUAUAGUAUUCAAGUUUAUCCAUUUGUAUGAAGUAACACAACAUAAUCUAGGGUGUCAUGAAUUUAUUUGUAUAACCUUUUGCAAUUGAUAUUUUUUUUGUUAUUUGUUUUACAUGAUUUUAAUAUAUUGUUUUCGAGUCCUUUGUUUAUUAUUAUAUUUUGUAUUGCAUCAUUGAAUUAAUAUGUAUCAUUUUAUGCAGAAAAAUAAUUGAUGAUUUAUGUACAUUCUUAUUGUUAAUGUUAAUAUUUAUUAAAAUAUGGAAAAAAUUA